UUACCACUACAAGUAGUUCCACCGUAACACAAUCAUAUGAUAAAAAAGGAGAAAAGAAACAUGAAGAAGAGCAUGAAAGUAUUAUUAGUGGAGUAACAUCAACCAUUGGGUCAGCAACAUCAACCAUUGGAUCAACAUUUAGUGGAUUCUUUGGAAAACAUGACACUAAAUCAGUUGAAACUACAAAGACCAUCAUCUCUAAACAAACCAAUGAAGGCUCAUUUUGUAUUUCCGACACACUUUCUGAAAUUCUUGACAUAUCCUCAGAUACAAAAUCUCAAUCAUUCACAUCUACCAUUCAAACAUACGCUGUCAGCGAACGCCUCAAGAAAACCACUACACAUUACACCUGGUGGACAACUGCAAUAACCAUCAUUACCACUACAAGUAGUUCCACUGUAACACAAUCACAUGAUAAAAAAGGUGAGAAGAAACAUGAAGAAGAACAUGAAAGUAUUACUAGUGGAGUAACAACAUUAAUUGGAUCAACAUUUAGUGGCUUCUUUGGAAAACAUGAUACUAAAUCAGAAGAAACCACAAAAACCAUCAUCUCCAAACAAACCAAUGAAGGCUCAUUUUGUAUUUCCGACACACUUUCUGAAAUUCUUGACAUUUCCUCAGAUACAAAAUCUCAAUCAUUCACAUCUACCAUUCAAACACAUGCUGUCAGCGAACGUCUCAAGAAAACCACUACACAUACCACCUGGUGGACAACUGCAAUAACCAUUAUUACCACUGAUACUAAAACCAUUGUCGUUGAACAUACUACCGCUGAGAAUAUUUUUAGUGGAGUGACCUCAACUAAAACUGUUUCUUAUAAACAAGAUGGGUACAUUAAUUCAGAAUUGAUUGUUGUCGGUGCAGCUUGUUAUGCAAAAUGUAAAUGUACAAAACAUUUUACACGAACCAAAGAAGCAUUUAGUAAAGAAAAGGCCAACGAAAUUAUUGCUCAAUAUGCAACUGAAGAAGUUGAAAGAUUACUUUCUUCUAAUCCUACUCGUGAUAAUAAGGAUGAUAUUAUCAAACGUGCUAAACAGGCGGCUAGCUUUAUUAUUGAUGAAUAUAUUGUUAAGACUGGUGGAAAAGAAUGUUAA
Molecule: messenger RNA, 1094 nt
Organism: Entrophospora candida
Lineage: Eukaryota; Fungi; Glomeromycota; Glomeromycetes; Entrophosporales; Entrophosporaceae
Source: the annotation of a GenBank genome assembly